Messenger RNA from Priapulus caudatus, 602 nucleotides. RefSeq lists its product as uncharacterized. The transcript has 5 exons. The record is from RefSeq and is a predicted model, not a curated record. The coding region runs from base 57 to 602 and encodes 181 amino acids. Lineage: Eukaryota; Metazoa; Priapulida; Priapulimorpha; Priapulimorphida; Priapulidae.
CAGUAACGGGGGACACCUGGGAAGAAGAUCCUGCCAGUCCAUUCUUCACCGUCUGCAUGGGAAUGUGGCAGAUGCCUGCUCACUGUGAGUUCGACUCCAGGACCCCGAGCAUCCCCGAAUGUCGCUACCGGGCCAUGUGGGCCUACAACGCGCAGAACGACAGCAUACGGUUCGGCGUGCAGGCGAAAAACUACGGACUCGACUGGACGGGAAUUGGCUUCUCAAGGGACCGUCUCAUGCCGGAUUCUGACGUCGUGUACGGAUGGGUGAGCCCGGAGACAGGCAACGUUACCCUCAUUGAUGGGCACUUGGACGGCUACGGACCGCCGCGGCCCGACGUACGGCGUGACGUCACGCGCGUCAGCGGCUCUCUCGUCAACGGCAUCACGUCGCUGCAGUUCUGGCGACCUCGCGCGACGGGCGACCGCGACGACGUGCAAUUCACGGACGACGACUGUUUCUACUUCCUGUUCCCGUACGACACGAACCGCUACAAGCCUGGAGUGAUGCGUCAUCGCAGCACGCCGAUGGUGUCUGAACAGAGGAUCUGUAUACGACCGUGCAUGAUGAUGAUGAUGAUGUCGUGUGUGUGUCGUGUGUAG